Messenger RNA from Thyridium curvatum, 1755 nucleotides. RefSeq lists its product as uncharacterized. Gene Ontology annotation, molecular function: zinc ion transmembrane transporter activity. The record is from RefSeq and is a predicted model, not a curated record. The transcript has 3 exons. Gene Ontology annotation, biological process: intracellular zinc ion homeostasis; zinc ion transmembrane transport. Gene Ontology annotation, cellular component: membrane. Lineage: Eukaryota; Fungi; Ascomycota; Sordariomycetes; Thyridiales; Thyridiaceae. The coding region runs from base 1 to 1755 and encodes 584 amino acids.
AUGGGUUGGUCCAAGACAACGCGCAUCAGCGUUAUGAUCGCCAUCGACACCGUCUUCUUCCUGGUAGAGUUGAUAUCUGGAUUCCUGGUUGGCUCCCUGGCCCUGCAGGCAGAUGCCUUCCAUAUGCUGAACGACAUCAUCUCCCUUGCAGUCGGUUUGUGGGCAGUGAAGCUGGCUCGCAAGGACACCACAGACAAGUAUUCCUACGGCUGGCUUCGAGCUGAGAUUCUCGGGGCAUUCUUCAAUGCUGUCUUUCUGAUUGCUCUUUGCGUUUCUAUCAUCCUCGAGGCUAUCACUCGCUUCAUCGAGCCACCCGAAAUCACAAACCCGGAGCUGAUCCUUAUUGUCGGUUCCUUCGGUCUGGCUUCAAAUCUGGUCGGAUUCUGGGUCUUGGGAGGGCAUGGCCAUUCGCAUGGCCCAGGAGACGGUCAUGCACACGACGAGCACGAUCACGAUCACGAUCACGAGCAUGCACACGGCGACGAGAUUACAGCCGCCGAGGAAGGCAGGAGCUCGACCAGCAACCCCGCUGAUGAGGAGGCAAGGAUAGCAGACUUGCUGCCCGAGGCCGUUGUGGCGCAAUACCAGAAUGCACCGGACACCGAGUCAAACCGCCACAUCUCGUUCGUGUCGACGGACAACACGCGCAACGCUUCGCGAUCCGAUAGCCGGGCCUCGGCGCGCUCUGUAGGCCGUCAGAGACGCCGCGCUAACAGCCAACGGAAGAAGCUCACCAGCAUCGAUGAUAUGAGCAUCCAUCCCGCCAGCUUCCGCAAUGAUAUCAUCGCUGUGAGCCGACCUCAGGAGUUUGACGAGGAGACCAGCGCUGAAGACAGCCUGGACGAGACUGCUGUCGCCGAUGAUGUCGGCGAGCACACGCCGCUUCUGAAGGGAGAUGAGACCAGCAAUGGUCUUGUCGCCGGCCACGAGGGUCAGGGUCACUCCGGUCAAAGCCACAGCCACAGCCGGCAUCGCUCUGUCUCGCGACGAGCCCGACGGGGUUCCACGACGCAUAACCGACACCAUCACAACGACCCCCAGAAGGCAGCCAAGGGUCACGGUCAUAGCCAUGGUGAUAUGGGCAUGAACGCUAUGGUCCUCCACGUCAUUGGCGAUGCCCUCGGCAACAUCGGUGUUAUCAUUACAGCUUUGGUCAUCUGGAAGACCGACAUCCCUGGAAAGUUCUACACCGACCCGCUUGUCUCCCUGUUCAUCACUCUCAUCAUCCUCAAAUCUGCCCUGCCCCUGACCAAGGCAACAAGCAAGAUUCUGCUCCAGGCAACUCCUGACCAUAUCGACGUGAACCAUAUCAAGGAAGACAUCCAGGAUCUCGAAGGAGUCGUUAGCUGCCAUCAUGUCCACAUCUGGCAGCUCUCCGACACCAAGAUUGUCGCUUCUUUGCACAUCCAGGUCGCCUUCCCCAUCUCGGCUGAGAACGGCGAGCGCUACAUGGACUUGGCCAAGCGCGCACGUAAGUGUCUGCACGCCUAUGGCAUCCACAGUGCCACCAUCCAGCCCGAGUUCUGUCUCGACCGCGCGCACGACCAUCAGGAGGACGCAGUGGUGCACAGCAACAUGGACGGCACCUUCGGGCCCUCGUCUGAGUGCGGCGCGAGCUGCCUGCUCGAGUGCGUCGAUGACUGCGCCGCCCAGAAGUGCUGCUCCCCCAACGGAUCUCCACGGCCCACGAGCAGCCACUCCACGCAGAGCGCUGGCCAUGAAGGCCACGGCCAUGGACAUGACCACAGCCACUAG